UGUCAAAACUGACCGCUGACGUCGGGUUUGAACCCACAGUGUUUGUGUACCAUCAGUGUUCUGCAACUUUACCUAGCUCCAUGGAAAGUUAAUAUUUAGCUAAAAAACCCUGGGAUUGAAAAAGGCUUCAAGGUGGCGACAGACAAGGUAGCAGGCAAGUUGAGUUCGACUCUUUCAUGGGUGAAGAACUCCGUGUCGCAUACGGUGAGUCAGAUGGCUAGUCAGGUGGCCACACCCUCCUCGCUGCACACCACUGCGGCCUCGUCCACUGCCUCGCUGUCCUCGCCCUCUUCAGCCUCCCCGACCCAGCUCAGCCCAGAUGAUGUGGAGCUGUUGGCCAAACUAGAGGAGCAAAACAGGUUGUUGGAGACAGACAGCAAGUCUUUACGGUCUGUGAAUGGCUCUAGGAGGAACAGUGGCUCCUCACUUGUCUCCAGUUCAUCAGCAUCUUCCAACUUGUCACACUUGGAGGAGGAUUCAUGGAUCUUGUGGGGACGCAUCGUCAACGAGUGGGAAGAUGUGCGGAAGAAGAAGGAAAAACAACUGAAGGACUUGGUUAGGAAGGGGAUUCCGCAUCACUUCCGGGCAAUAGUGUGGCAGCUGUUGUGCAGUGCCCAGAAUUUAUCCAUAAAGGAACAGUACUCUGAGCUGCUGAAGAUGACCUCACCCUGUGAAAAACUCAUCCGCAGAGACAUUGCCCGGACCUACCCCGAGCAUGAGUUUUUUAAGGAGAAGGAUAGUCUGGGCCAGGAGGUGCUCUUUAAUGUUAUGAAGGCUUACUCUCUGGUUGAUAGAGAGGUGGGCUACUGUCAGGGGAGUGCUUUUAUUGUCGGCCUUCUUCUUAUGCAGAUGCCAGAAGAGGAGGCCUUCUGUGUGUUUGUGAAACUGAUGCAGGACUACCGGUUGAGAGAACUAUUUAAACCCAGUAUGGCUGAAUUGGGCCUCUGCAUGUAUCAGUUUGAAUGUAUGAUUCAGGAGCAGCUCCCAGAGCUCCAUGUGCACUUCCAGGCCCAGAGUUUUCACACCUCUAUGUAUGCUUCCUCUUGGUUCCUCACCAUCUUCCUCACCUCCUUUCCCCUUCCUGUUGCCACCAGGAUAUUUGACAUAUUCAUGUGUGAGGGUUUAGAGAUUGUGUUUCGUGUGGGGAUGGCCAUCCUUCAGAUGAAUCAGGCAGAGCUUAUGCAGUUGGACAUGGAGGGGAUGUUACAGUACUUUCAGAAGGCCAUCCCUCCCCAGCUGGAUAGUGGACCCGACAAAGUUAUACAGGCUGCAUAUCAAGUUAGGUACAAUGCCAAGAAAAUGAAAAAAUUGGAGAAGGAAUACACUACAAUCAAAUCCAAGGAGAUGGAGGAACAGGUAGAAAUUAAAAGACUACGCACAGAGAACAGACUCCUGAAGCAGCGAAUAGACACUCUGGAGAAAGAAAGUGCUUCUUUGGCAGAUAGAUUGAUUCAGGGUCAGGUGACACGAGCCCAAGAGGCUGAGGAGAACUACUUGGUCAAGCGGGAGCUGACCACGGUCAAACAACAGAAUGAAGAGGCAAGUGCACAGCUGGAGCAGGCACAAAGCACCAUCCGACAGCUCCAGCAACAGCAGCCAUAUGUGAAGAGGAACCCACGCUACUCUGAGGAGUUCAUCCUGCAGUUGGAGAGAGAACUGGUGCAGGCCCGACUGGUGGAGGCUGAGUCCCAGUGCGCACUAAAAGAGAUGCAGGACAAAAUCCUCGACAUGGAAAAGAGAAAUGCAUCCCUGCCAGAUGAGAAUAAUGUGGUAUGUCUACAAGAGGAGCUAAUUGGUGUAAAACUGAGGGAGGCAGAGGCUAUGACAGGCCUUAAAGAACUUAGACAGCAGGUCAGAACACUGGAGGAGCACUGGCAGAGGCAUCUGGCACGCACGGCGGGUCGCUGGAAAGAUGGCCCUCGGAAGAAUGCAGCAAGUGAACUGCAGGAUGAGCUGAUGAGUGUGAGGCUCAGGGAGGCAGAGGCUCAGGCCGAGCUUAGAGAGACCAGACAGAGGAUGCUGGAACUGGAGACUCAGAAUCACAUACAUAAUAAUCAGCUGCGACGUGCAGAACAGGAGGCACGGAAUCUACAGGAGCGACUGCAGGUUUUGACCCAUCAGAACAAGACGCUGCAUUCAGAGCUGCAGGAGACGAAACGGAAACAGGCUGAAAUAGAGUGCAAGAAUAAGGAAGAUGUAAUGGCAGUGAGAUUGAGAGAAGCUGACAAUAUAGCUGCCAUGGCUGAACUUCAGCAGCAGAUCUCAGAGCUUGAGAUUCAGAAAGAGGAAGGAAAGGUCCAAGGCCAGCUAAACAACACAGACUCCAGUCAGUACAUUCGAGACCUGAAAGACCAGAUAGCCGAUCUCAAACAUGAGGUCCGAUGUUUAAGAGGGCAAAAGUGCAUACCCGGCCAACCCAAUUUUGAUGGGAUUCAUAUUGUAAAUCAUUAUAGAGCGGAUAAUGAAUCCUACCAGUCCUCUGAUGAUGAUGGAGUGAAGCUGUCACCCCAUCUGACUAGUCAUCAGGUUAGAGGCCGGAUCACACUACAUCCAAACCUUGAGGAUUCAGAAAGUGAGGGUGAUGAUGAAGGAGAUGCCCUACGACUGACUUUGCCCUCAAAUGUCAGCUGUAAGACAACUACAGUGUGAUCAUCUGCAUUGGUCAUACAGACCAGCAUCUAAAGCCUGAGAGGGAGAGCAUGUCUGUAAGCUCAUCCUUAAAACCUCAUGUUAGAGGGUACAUUUAAAACUGCCAACAUAGCAUUGAGCAUGGUAUUCGAGUGGGAGAACUUGAAAAGCCUUCGCUCAUCUUUACAAAUGGAUUUUGCAGUCAUAUCUCAUAAGGUCAUGGUUUACAUCUGCAUUUGUUUUGUUUUUGCCAAAAUGUAUCAGAUGACCAGACUCAGUAAGAGGCUUAAUGUGCCUCUCUAGACUCUUUGAGACGCUAGUAAUAAAGAUCGUCAUAAAGUGGCAGGAGAUCCACAGACCUUAAAGGAUGGUGUUUCUGAUACCCCAUGAUUUUUUUCACAUUAUGAGAAGUGACUUCAUAUAGUGUAGUGUUUUAUGUAUUAUAAUACAAUUUCCUUGUCAUAGCUUUUAUUUUUUUAAUCAUCAAUUGUUUAACACCAUGAGAAACCAGUCAGUGCAUUUGCUGGUGUUCAUAACUUUGAGGGAACACUGUCAUCUCAUUAAAGGAAUAUUCAGGGUUCCAUACAAGUUAAGCUCAAUGCACAGCAUUUGUGGCAUAACGCUGAUAACCACAAAAAUGUAAUUUACUUUCCCCUUCCUUUCUUUAAAAACAAUUACAAAACUGGGUUAUAGUGAGGCACUUUGAAUGGAAGUGAAUGGCGGCCAACCGAUAAACGUUUGAAUACUGACUGUUCAAAUGUAUAGCCACAAGAUGUAAACAAUAUGUGUGUUAAAUGUUCUGCACUUAUAUAGUGCUUUUAUUUUAUUUUUUUACCUUAGAGGUUACCAACGCGCUUUACACUGUGUCCCAAUCACCCAUCCACCAAUGGCAGCAGAGCUGCCAUGCAAGGUGCUAGCCUGCCAUUGGGAACAACUUGGGGUUCAGUGUCUUGCACAAGGACACUUCUGCAUGUGGAGUCAUGUGGGCCGGGAAUCGAACCACCAGCCCUGCAAUUGGAAGCUGACCCGCUCUACCACCUGAGCCACAGCUGCCCCAUAACAUGAUUUUAGUGUUAUGAAAUUGCUAACUAAGAUUUUCUGUGUACAACUUCAGUGCGAUGACAAUGUAAUGCUGUAAACCCUAAAACAACUGUAAAAACAAUGAUUUAAACUACUUUACAGUGCAAAUAAUACGUUUUAACAAAAUAAUUAAUUUAAGUGCUUUUAUAAAAUGAUAGGCUUCACAUUUCUGCCUUUUAAACCCUCCAAAUAAUUGGCUCCAUUAAUUGCCAUUGCACUUUAAGUGCCUCACUAUAACCUCAAUUUAUUUUUAGAAAAUCAACAUUAUGCCAUAAAUGCUGUCGAUUGAGCUUAACUUUGAUUGAACCUGCAAUAUUCCUUUAAAUUGACAUUAAACUUUCCUAUAUCAAUUCAGCAGUGUCAUAUCAAAAUUCAUCAACUGCAUAGCUUUUUCUACUGGCAUGAAUUAUUCAAUUGGGUUUUUGAAUGUACAUUAUGCAGUGUCUUUAAAGGAUCCAACAUCUUUGUAAAUAUGUACAUGUUUUGACUUUUUCAUAUCCAUUAUUACUUGAAAAUAUGUAUUCAGUUGAUGUCAUCAUGUCUAAAUUGUAAUGUAUUGUACAGUUUAGUUGAGAGGGAUGUACUCCUGAUUUUGGGAGGUCUUUGCAGGCAACAAAAUUCCUUCGCACACUGCUCUUCAUUAAUUAUUUUAUGCACUGUAGGUUUGAUGUUGUCGGUUUUCCAUUUCAGAGGAUGGAGUUUUGUUUUCACACAGUUGUUUUUGGUGCCUGGAAAGCUCUAUGAAUGUUUUGUUGAUUUAUACGAUUUUUGAGCAUGUUAUGAUUUAUGAAUUCUUGCAAACUGGUCGAACACAGAGAGAGAGGCUAUCUUAAUGUAACACAUCUGAUCAGUACCCUAUUUUUAUUUCUCUGGCCUUUCUCAUGCUAGGCACUAUAUGCCAUUACAGGCAAUGAAAAUACAAGUCAAAUUGCUGUCCCACCUUUUCUUUAUACAUCGGUAUUCGAAACAACUUAUUAAAUAGCUUCAGAAUUGGUUUGCAUUUUUGCACAAACAACAUGCAUAAGACUUCACAGCAAAGAAAAAUACUACUUUCCCCUCAGUUUAUGGCAAUAGCUUGAUUUAAUUUAGCUUUACUUUGUAUUGUUUGUUGUUUUCGUCCAGUAAGUUUUAGGAUGUGUGUCCUGAUGAUGCAUUUGAAGAUGUGACUGGAAGGCAAAGUCAUCUUUGAAGAAAAAGAAUGAAGUAUGAAUUUAAUAUCAGUGUCACAGAAGUCUGCUGUUUAUGAUGUUCAGCUUGUCUGGAGAUGACUAUAGCGCCUGAGAGCAAGCCUUAAAAACUACCCUGAUGGAUAUAAAGUUGGUACACUAUUUGCCCACCUUUUAAAAAGGUCAGUCCACCUACAAAAUAAAGACUUUGUGAAUUGAACGAACGUCUGUUUGCAAAGAACAAAACACUAAUGUUAUGUAAACAAGGAAUAAACAUUAUAUAAUGUACAGUCAAAUCUUUGGAAACUGGUUCUGGAGUGUUUUACAUUGAAUUCCAGUGGAAACUGGAUGUUCCUGUGGGCAUUAAGGAGGCUUUACAGACAGUUGACCAUGCUGAGAUGUGUGUCUUGAAAAUGACAUGUUGAUUUAAAUCGCAAU
This is a messenger RNA of Xyrauchen texanus (razorback sucker), 5312 nucleotides long. RefSeq names its product ecotropic viral integration site 5b (gene evi5b). The record is from RefSeq and is a predicted model, not a curated record. The transcript has 20 exons. The coding region runs from base 214 to 2649 and encodes 811 amino acids. Lineage: Eukaryota; Metazoa; Chordata; Actinopteri; Cypriniformes; Catostomidae.